UAGUGUGCUGAGGUCAACGUACUGUACCGUGAGUAACGUUACAGUCAGACUAACGCAGUUCUUGACUUAGCUUAUUUAAUUGAAAGUAAGCCCUCAAUGUUAUAAAGGAGGAAAGGUCCUCUAAAUAUGAUAGCCAGCUGGAUAAUAAAUAGAGAAAAGGGCGCGUCGCAAACAAAGUAACGGGGAAUUUAGUCUACCACGCUGAUCACGAAGGAAACGUCUAGAAAUUAGUCCGUACUGAAGUGUACUGCAGCCAUUUUCGCCGGUCAAAAGGACGAACGCCAAUUGCUGGCUAAUUACAUCAACAAGCGUCUCAGUAGCGUACCAAGAUAGCUAAAGUCGGCGAACUAUCAAAACUCCAAAGCGAUAUCCUGCUAGCUAUCACCGUAGUCUAAACCGACCCGCUAGCGAGGGAGCUAGCCAAACUGGAAACCUGGAUAUGAAGAGCCUUCCGUAUUUUUGCAGGGGAGAGGUUAUACGAGGUUUCGGGAGAGGAAGCAAGGAGCUGGGGAUCCCCACAGCGAACUUUCCAGACUCGGUGGUGGAACACCUCCCUGCAGACAUCAGCACGGGGAUCUACUAUGGCUGGGCCAGUGUCGGGGGUGGGGAUGUGCACAAGAUGGUCAUGAGCAUUGGCUGGAACCCCUACUAUAAGAACACCAAAAAAUCCAUGGAGACCCAUGUGAUUCACACCUUUAAGGAGGAUUUCUAUGGUGAGAUCCUGAGUGUGGCCAUGGUGGGCUACAUCCGGCCAGAGAGGGGCUUUGACUCACUGGAUGCCCUUAUCACAGCUAUUCACGGUGACAUCGAAGAGGCCAAGAGGAGGCUUGACUUACCUGAGCAUGUCAAACUGAAAGAGGACAACUUCUUCAGGACGUCAACCAAUCAGAUCAUGAAUGGCCACUGACAGCCCCCCUCCCCCCAAUUCUCCAGCUUCGUGAAGCAUGUCUGUUUAACUACUCUGCUGUCAUUAGGGUGUCCUGUGUAAUUUUUCAUUUAAAAUGUGUUGUAAAAGCACAUAAAUGUUGCUUAAAAUAUGCAUUCAACUGUAAUUUUAGACUGAGGAGGUUCCUCCUGCAGUCUCCAGAGGGGCAUUUUGACUAUGUCUUGUAGGGGGGAGGUCCCACAAGCCCUGACCUUGUAUUUGUGAGCCUGUCCUUGAUCUGAUACUGGUCUGCCUGGUCUGCAUCUGUCUGCCCUUGUUGACUGCACAGGAAACUGAAGGUCAGACUGGCCAGUUCAUCUUCCUCUGCUUGUAUCUGCAUCCAGGUCAUUGCUCUGUAAAUUCAGUGGUUAGCAGGCUUUGCUUGCUUUAAGAAAGCUCUCUUAGUGACAAAAACUAUUUCAUGGGCAUCACUUUGGAGCAGGCACUGCACUGAUCUCU
Megalops cyprinoides (Indo-Pacific tarpon) is the source of this 1384-nucleotide messenger RNA. RefSeq names its product riboflavin kinase (gene rfk). The record is from RefSeq and is a predicted model, not a curated record. Gene Ontology annotation, molecular function: riboflavin kinase activity. Gene Ontology annotation, biological process: FMN biosynthetic process; riboflavin biosynthetic process. The transcript has 4 exons. Gene Ontology annotation, cellular component: mitochondrion. Bases 440 to 907 code for a protein of 155 amino acids. NCBI's taxonomy places the organism in Eukaryota, Metazoa, Chordata, Actinopteri, Elopiformes, Megalopidae.